AGUUUUACAAAGUUUCGAUUAGUGUUGUCAAUGUUGUCAUUAGUAUUGUGAUCAAUUAAUAACGACAUUCCGCACUUUCAAGAGAACCAUGCAUUGUAAUGAUAUUUUGACAGAAAAAUAAUUACGAAUUCCGAUUGCGAUCCGACUGAAUUAAUUUGGGAGCCGGAACCAUGUCGAGCUAUGCGAAAUUGUGCUCGCCGCUUCCCAAAAGUCUGACUAGUCAUAUCAAGAUCUGCGAGAACACUCAGCAGUAUGUCAUCGAUUUUUUGCAAAACGUGUUGCCACCGUCCGACCGUAAAUCGAUUUCGGAAGAGCUGCGAAAAACCUUCAUAUUUAAUAAAAUCAAACCAAAGCGCAAGCAGAAGAUUGAGAGCGCCAAGUUUCACUCGGCCAGGAAGAGGCUGCGCCUUGGUCUGGGCAAGGUCGGCAGCGGGAAUCAAAUGAAAUAUUCCGAUCUUUUGCCCUUGAAUCAAUUGUGGCUGCAGUACAUGCGAGAAGCGCUCGGUGUCGAGUCGUUUGCCAGCAUCCCGAUGAGUCCUAGCAGUCCAAAUUGGGAGAGUGUAAACCUGCAAUUGAUAAAAGCCGAUUUCCACGGCGCCAGGAUCUCGAUCGACAAGUCAAGAUGCCCCAGUCUCGUAGGAGUCGCGGGAAUCGUUAUACAGGACACAAAGAACACCUUUAGGAUUUGCGGGAUAGACAAUGUUGUUCGAACAAUACCAAAGAAUGUGGUCAAGAUUAAUAUUCAUCUGGACGACGGUGUGACAUUGAAAGCAUUUGGAAGGGAACUAUCUACAAGGCCUGCAGAACGAGCGGUUAAAAAAUAUAAGAAUAGUUCAAUUGUCAUGUUGUGAUAGAUAUUUUAUAUAAUUAUAUUGAUAGAGAAUUGAUGCCGUCCUCCAAGGAGAUUCACAAAUUAGCGUUAAAUCUUGAGGAAAUGAUGUCGCGAAGGAAAGAAAUGUGAUAGAAUAAAUUGGUGUACAGGUAA
This is a messenger RNA of Vollenhovia emeryi, 985 nucleotides long. It is a transcript of the gene Pop4, whose product is annotated as ribonuclease P protein subunit p29. The transcript has 4 exons. Gene Ontology annotation, biological process: rRNA processing; tRNA 5'-leader removal. Gene Ontology annotation, cellular component: ribonuclease P complex; ribonuclease MRP complex. The record is from RefSeq and is a predicted model, not a curated record. Bases 171 to 851 code for a protein of 226 amino acids. Gene Ontology annotation, molecular function: ribonuclease P RNA binding. Lineage: Eukaryota; Metazoa; Arthropoda; Insecta; Hymenoptera; Formicidae.